Spodoptera exigua (beet armyworm) is the source of this 1395-nucleotide messenger RNA. The record is from the annotation of a GenBank genome assembly. Lineage: Eukaryota; Metazoa; Arthropoda; Insecta; Lepidoptera; Noctuidae.
AUGUUAGUCGUUUUGGACCCGGUGACGAGCAAAGAGUGGCCAAAUCCAGACGAAGACCCCUUAAUUUACAUCGAUAACCCUGUUGAAUCACAAAUGCCUGGUCAUUGGGUGCCGCAAAGCAUUGUCAGAGAAAUUCUUAAGAGACGUACAUCAACUGCGAAACCAAGAGAAUCGGUAAUACCGUGGAGAUUAAUAAAAAAUAUAGAAUUAGACAAAUCGGCUACGGCUCAUUUUGAUCCUCAAAAUACAGCUUCAAACCAUCUCACAACAAAAAAAAUAUUAGCUAAAGAUCCAAAUGAUCUGACAACUGAAGUUCAAAAAAAUCUAAUAAAAAGUAUCGAUAAAGUUUAUAACAAUCCAACAACCGAAAGUAAUACAGAGGAAGUUCCAAAUUAUAUAACAACAGAAACAAAUACAGAUGAAGUUUCAAAUGUAAAAACCAAAAAUAUUAAAGCUAACGAUCAAAAGCAUACAUCAACAGAAACAAAUGCAGAUGAAGUUUCCAAAGAAACAACCUUAAAAAAUACAUCUAAUAAUGAAAAGCAUACAACAACAGAAACCAAAGCAGAUGAAGUUUCAAUUGAAACAUCCGAAAAAAAUACAGCUAAUAAUGAAAAGCAUACAACAGGAGAAACAAAAGCAGAUGAAGUUUCAAUUGAAACAUCCGAAAAAAAUACAACCGAUAAUGAAAAGCAUACAACAACAGAAACAAAUGCAGAUGAAGCUUCAAAUGUAGCAACCGUAAAAAAUACAGCUAAUAAUGAAAAGCAAACAAAAACAAUUAAUGCAGAUGAAGUUUCAAUUGAAACAUCCGAAAAAAAUACAGCUAAUAAUGAAAAGCAUACAACAACAAAAACAAAAGCAGAUGAAGUUUCAAUUGAAACAUCCGAAAAAAAUACAGCUAAUAAUGAAAAGGAUACAUCAGCAGAAACGAAAGCGGAUGAAGUUUCAAUUGUAACAACCGUAAAAAAUACAGCUAAUAAUGAAAAGCUUACAACAACAAAAAUAAAAGCAGAUGAAGUUUCAAAUAUAGCAACCGUAAAAAAUACAGCUGAUAAUGAAAAGCAAACAAAAACAAAUGCAGAUGAAGUUUCAAAUGUAACAACCGUAAUAAAUACAGCUAAUAAUGAAAAGCAAACAACAGAAGAAACAAAAGCAGAUGAAGUUUCAAAUGAUCCUAAUACUGAAAACAAAAUAGUAACAGUUUCAAUCGUUUCUACCACCACAGAAAGGACAGCAUCAGAGAGUACUACCACUGAAAAAGUUACAGUUCUGGACCAACACAUCAUGACACCUACUACAGUUAGAUCUUCCACCGGAAGAAAAAAACCAAAAAAAAUAACGCCACGUGAUAGAAUAAAGAGUAAUAUUAGGAAAAGAGGUCAAAAAAUAUAG